UGGCUGGCGGGACCGAUUAUGCCCGAGUGACGAUGUGGCGGAUUAAAACGAUGCGGAGAGGGAGAGGGAAAGGCAAGAUAUAGCUGCUCGUAUUUUUUGGAAGCUCAUUCACGGCGCCGGAGCGGAGCGGAGCAGAGCCGACCCCCACGAACAACAACAACAGCAGCAAAAACACUCCCAACAAAAUAUUGCUACCCCGAUACUUUUUGCAGGAUAGGAUGUGGCUCUUCGAUAAGAUCAGAGGUUCGGUUGAAAACUUGAAUCGCGCUGGCGACGCUGGCGGCCGGGACAAACAGCCCAAGGGUCCCCUGUUCAGCAACGUGUUGACUCCGGACAAAAUCCCCGAUUUCUUCAUCCCUCCCAAGUUUCCAAUCAGCUCGGCCGAAGGAGCGCCGGCCGAGAAUGGCGAGAACCGGCAGAAGAAGUCAAACUUGAAGGCGUCCACCUCCGAGCAGAUCUUCGUGGUCAAAAAGCCACAGGGGAGCCCGAGGCUGAAGAUGAAAACGUCCUCCGAGGCUGGCAGCAGCAACCUGCUGAAAGUGGCCAACAGGCACAUCAUUCAGAUCGAGAGUGCCGACGAAACCAGCUCCGAUGGCGUGGCCGAGACUGGCUGCAACACCAAUUAUGACCCACAUUCGCAAAGUGCCAUGUCCCUGCCUUACAUCCCGCUAACCCAGACCUCCUACGGCUUCUCCACCUUAGUGGAGAGCCCACACACAAGACGGAAGGAGUCACUCUUCCACACCGACCACGGCAGCCCCGUCACCUCGCCCAGCUCGCCGAGGAAGCGGGGAUCUGGCCACAGAAGCAACGGCGAGAGCCAGCACCUCAACCCGCCAGAGUUCAGCCUGUCCCUGGCAAGUACCUACAGAUACUUUAGCGGUGGCGACAGCGACACCGCUUCCUCCGCUGAGUCCUCCCCCUUUAACUCGCCCCUUCUCUCCCGCUCGGUCUCCGGGUCGUCUCUGCUCAAGAUGUUCAGCCACGAGAACCUGGCCAAGCACUGCAAACCUCUGCAGUCCUUCACCCGCAACAGCUCCUUGUCCACGGACGAGUGCAGCUCCACGGAUGCCAGUCCCAACAUCUCCAAGAGGCUCAGGUGUCCCACACCUCCAGCUGGUGGGCCUCCAGCAUCACAAGGUGUCCUUCCCUUGAGCUUGCUCCAUUAUCAAGACCGGGUCCACAAGGAGCACACCGUCCGCCUCAACAGAGGGGGUGCCAUCAGGUUGGCCGCUGAGUAUGACAGCACCAAUGCCCGCCUUCGCAUCCGUGUCAUCACUGCCGAAGACCUUUACGACAAGACCUUGGACAACAAGACCAUCAACUGUUGUGUCAUCUUGUACCUGACUCCCGGGAAGGUGCAAAAGCAACGCAGCACCAUCAUCAAGAACAGCCGGAAUCCCAUCUUCAAUGAAGAUUUCUUCUUCGACGGACUCCCACUUGACGAGUUCAAGAGGGCAGCAUUGAAGCUGAAGGUGGUAAACAAAGCCUCCAGCCUCAAGCGCGAUGCGGUCCUUGGUGAAAAAGAACUGAAAUUGUCGUUGCUGCUCCCUUUCGUCUAAUGUUGGCUGGUUCGCUGCCCCUGUCAGGAGAUGAGGUGUCACCUUCCCAUAUGCCGUUAAGAAAAUGGCAUUCUCCUGUCUUUAGCUUAUAUUUGACUAACUUAAAUUGCAUGCCUGACAGACAUCUUGAACGUUCUCAAGAGCUAAAGACAUGGGUGACCAAACUUAGAGAUGAAAGGUGAAUAUCACUUUUACUAGAAUGAGUUUGGCCCUCGGAGAAAGUUCAUAUCUUUUUUUCAACCUAUUAACAUCACUACUGAAUGAGAGCCUGGCAGAGGAAAAGAAGGACUUCACGUUGCGAAGAGGACUUUCCAAGAUGGGACUGAAUGGCAUUGAUAGAGGAGGAGUAGGGUUCUCUCCGCUGAUACUGAUUCACCCUCCAUUGAGCACACCAGUGACAAUUCUGCAUCAAAUUGAUGAAAAGAAUAAUUUUCCUUCCAACAAAUACGAUGAAGAUCCUACAGGGCUUGGCACACAUCCCGUGAGUCAUGAAGCACUUUGCAAUUUCACUAGCGGGUCUGAGAGCUCUGGAACGUCUCACUUGGAGACUUGUACUGUAAGUGGGCAUAUCCAGUACGUAGACUGUGAGGACGUUAUGGUCAACACGGGAGAAUCGAUCUGACACUCGUCCCUCCUGACUCAAGGCAAGAUGCCAAGUUGAAGACGGGUCACAAAUGUGAAAGGGAGGAAUGAGUCACAUGAAAAACAUGAGAUGUAAUAAAUUUUUGUUAAAGUUUUUGAGACUGGAAUGUACAUAUUGAGAAAUGAAUGUAAAAUGAUGUUCCCUCAUCAUACAUGAGGUGUGCUUCAUGCUGGCCUGGAUAUAAAAUACAUCAGUAACAAUUUGACUCAAUAAUGAGUACAUACUGUAUGAAUAUGGUUAAUUGCAGAAAUGUGACACAAGUUCUUUUACUUAACAAUAGUUUGAUAAACUACCUACUGCCACAGAAAAGUUUUGGAUUAACAUUCUCACUGAAGGGAAACUUCCAUUAUUAUGUACAGGUGUUAUUAUGACUUGUAUAUUAUGAAGUCUGAAGAAGGGUCCCAACCCGAAACGUCACCUAUCCUUUUUCUCGAGAGAUAUUGCCUGACCCGCUGAGUUACUCCAGCAUUUUGUGUCUAUCUUUGUUAUAAACCAGCAUGUGCGGUUCUUUGUCUCUACUCUUGCAUUAUUAUCCGUUUGCUUCUGGCGGAUUCUUUUGUAAAUGGAUAUGUGGUAUUAUCAAUGUAACACUGCCUGAUUAUAGUAUGUCCAUGCUCAAAUGUGGCUUCAUAGAGGUGAGUUUCUAAAUAGCAUUUGAUAGAUUGGUAUUUCUGUAUCGCACAGAAAUACUGUUGUGUGCAUGCUUGGUGAGAAACAAAUAAAGCAUAAUGCCCAUCACUGUCAUCGACUGAGAAAGUUAUAGUGAAAUUCAGAUUGCAGCUGGAUUUUUUUGUGUUUGCACAGAGAAGCCCAUAUAUCUUCAUUAGUCCCUGACUUACAGUGGCAAAAUCAAAUUUGUAUUGAUUUAUUUAUUUUCAUCAAUCUUAAUGGUGGGGAGAUGGACUUAGCAUUGCACCAAUAAAGGAUUUGAAAUUGCCUUGGAAAAUAAUUCAUGUCAGUGAAAUUCAUUGUGUCUUUAUUCAGCUGUAUUUAUUUCAGACUGAAUUAAUGAAAGCAGAGCUGAAAUUAAAUUAGCAUGGCAAAAUCACCUGGGACUCAACGCCAAUGCAAAAAUGAUAGCUUUGGCAUUUGAAAGUCAUGUUUAAAUUAACAAUAACUUGCUCAAUUCUGCAA
Messenger RNA from Amblyraja radiata (thorny skate), 3339 nucleotides. RefSeq names its product C2 calcium-dependent domain-containing protein 4C. Lineage: Eukaryota; Metazoa; Chordata; Chondrichthyes; Rajiformes; Rajidae. The coding region runs from base 219 to 1562 and encodes 447 amino acids. The record is from RefSeq and is a predicted model, not a curated record. The transcript is spliced from 2 exons.